Molecule: messenger RNA, 869 nt
Organism: Adelges cooleyi (spruce gall adelgid)
Lineage: Eukaryota; Metazoa; Arthropoda; Insecta; Hemiptera; Adelgidae
Gene: LSm1
Product: U6 snRNA-associated Sm-like protein LSm1
Exons: 3
Coding region: 224-631 (135 amino acids)
Biological process (GO): deadenylation-dependent decapping of nuclear-transcribed mRNA
Cellular component (GO): P-body; Lsm1-7-Pat1 complex
Molecular function (GO): RNA cap binding
Source: RefSeq, a predicted model, not a curated record
GGUUCCGUUCUGUCCUCGUGAGCUGUUGUGAUACAUAUUGGCUAUUAUACAUGUUUUUCUCAUUAUUUUAAUUUUUUAAAUUUUAACAUCUAGUUGAAUUUGCACAACUGUGACUUUAGUAUUAAGCUUUGUUAGAUUUGUUCAAGUGGCUGCCGCCAUGUCUUAAUUAUAGUUUAGUAAUUAGUAUUAAGUAUUAUUGUUACUUCUUCAUCAAGAGUAUAAAAUGAAUUCAUUUCCACCUAGGACUGCCACCUUAUUAUAUGAACUAGAUAAGAAAUUAAUGGUGCUUUUACGUGACGGUAGAACAUUAAUUGGAUACCUGAGGAGUGUUGAUCAAUACGCUAAUUUAUUGCUACAACAAACCAUUGAACGCAUUCAUGUGGGUAAAAAAUUUGGCGAUAUACCCAGAGGUGUAUUUUUAGUUAGAGGAGAAAACGUGGUUCUUCUUGGAGAAAUUGAUUCUUUAAAAGAGGCUGAUCAAAUGUUUGAAAAGGUGUCUAUAGAAGAGAUUUUAGCAUUGCAGCAACAAGAACAGGAUGCUAAAGCAGAAAAAGCUAAAUCGAUUGAACGAUCCUUGAAAAGACGAGGUAUGCCAUUGCCACCAGAUCUAGUUCAAGAUGAUUAUUUUUAAAUAUAAAUCAAUAUAUUAAUUUUCAACAUGUAUAAGUAUACUUGUUAUAAUUAUUUGAUGUCAUGACUUUUACAAGUUAAUGCAAUCAAAUUACUUUACAUUAUGUACACAAAAAUUGAUAUUUUAAAUUUAAAAAAAAAAUGAUGUAGCCUAUUAUUCUUAAUUUUGAUAAAUUACUCUAUUUAUGAUUUAUUUGUUUUAUUUAUUCAAGCAAAAAAUAAAAGGGUUUUAGUUUUAA